CACUCCCUCCUCCCAGCUCCUUUACGAAUCUCCCUCCCCCUUUCCUCAUUCAAGCCGCUGGACCGUCAUGUACCCGGAGCGCUCCUCAAGUGCGGGGAUCUGAAGGCGAAGACGCCGAGGGAGAGCGUGUGUUGGGGGGGCCGGAGAUCACCCCAUGAGCAUCUGCUUAAAGCCCCGUUAUGGGAAAUUAUUUUGCGAUUACGGUAUUUUGCUUUUUAAAAAUAAUGAUGGUCUUUUAACUUGGCGGUGUUUUAACCCCGCUUUUCGCCGAUGAUCUCUACAUCUGUAUUCAGAUUUGUAAAUAUUUACGAUCGCCCUUUUAUAGGGGCGUAAAAAGUAAAACAAUCGACUUUCCAGCAGAAGGGACCGGUCGGAUAUUUGCGAAGAGGCGAAAUGUAAAGACUAAACAAAAAUAAGAGUUGGAAGUACCCAGAAAGGGUGUGAAAACAGCCCGCAUCACAACCAGUGCUUUUUGUUUGCACACUUUGUGUAUAUCUGCACAUCCAUAAGAAAGACGAGUGUGACGAGAAAUAGAGGAGUCGAGCUGAACCCGAGGAGGGACAAAGGUACAACACUUAAGAAGAGUGUUUUGUAAACGAGAAAGACCUGUUCGCCCCCAUUUCCCCCACAAACGAGACUGAAUUAAAUCCCGAACUCACAAAUGAGUUUGUGCAAGGCGCAGCAAAGAGCCCGUUUCGCGAAAUCUCGGCGCUGAAGACACUGCGUGUUCAUCCAGGAUCCACGCUUCUCCUACCGCCAGGGAGGUCAAACUUAAAUCAUGCCUUUUUCCAGGGUUUGGACAGCUCCAUAAAAUAUUCUCUUUAUUAAUAAAAUCUUUCGCAGUCGCCGCAUUUUCUUCAUAUCAUUGCAAACUGCGGUCCGCUGGUGGGGCACUUUGUCUGAAUCUGCCCCAGUCCGAACUGCCCCGAUUAGGGGAGCCGCGAUCCGGGGAUGGCGACGCCGGCUCGACAUGGCGCAAGUAACCUGAGUCUCCUAGCCGUGUUCCUUAUGGAUAUACUGGGCAUCUCGGCCACCAACAUGGAGCCCAUAUACUGGAAUUCACUGAACAAAAGGUUUACAGACAGCCGGGGAUACAUUCUGUAUCCGCAGAUUGGAGACCGACUGGACCUCAUAUGCCCGGGUUCGGACCGUCCUGGACCGCUGGCGCCGGCAGAGUAUGAAUACUAUAAGCUGUACCUGCUGUCGUCGCGAGAGCAAGCAGACCACUGCGAGGUGACUGGCCCCCCCAACCUGCUGCUCACCUGCGACAAGCCCAGCAGCGAUACGCGCUUCACCAUCAAGUUCCAGGAAUUUUCGCCAAACCUGUGGGGGCAUGAGUUCAAGACCAUGCAGGAUUACUACAUCAUAGCCACUUCUGAUGGAACGAGGCAGGGCCUGGACAGCAUGAGGGGUGGAGUGUGUCUCACGCGAGGGAUGAAGGUGGUGCUCAAAGUGGGACAGAACCCGUAUGGACUGCCCCCCAAGCCUGCUAAACCAGACUCAGGUCAGCCUUACAGCAGGAAACCAGGUGCACCGGGGAACUCCAGCCUCGCGGAGGGAGCCACCGAGGGCGAGGGCGAGAACGGCCCGCUGUCUCACUCCAACGUGGCUCUGAUCGCGGGGGCGGCCGGCGGCUCUGCCUGCGUGCUGCUGGCCUCGGCGGUGCUGUGCGUGGUGUGCUACCGGAGGCGCCGCAGCAAGCCCUCGGAGUCGCGGCACCCCCCGCUCUCCCUCUCCUCUCUGGCCAGCCCCAAGCGCGGGGGCGGCGCCAUGGCCGCCGGCAACAACAACGGCUCGGAGCCCAGCGACAUCAUCAUCCCUCUGCGAGCCUCGGACUCGGCCUACUGCCCACACUAUGAGAAAGUGAGCGGCGACUACGGCCACCCCGUCUACAUCGUGCAGGAGAUGCCGCCCCAGAACCCUGCUAACAUCUACUACAAAGUAUGAGGGCAGGGCCUCUUGCGGGUCGUGCGCCUCUCGCCCAGCCCACUGUACCCUGCUCCCCGCCCCAUUGGUCGGCCCAUCAGGGCCAUUGGGUCAGGAAGGCGGGGCCUCUUGCUCCUGAUGUUUCUUUUUGGGCCUCCAGACAGAGGCUGGCGAUUACGAUCUUAUGUCUGCACCAGAUGUUGACCACUGGGUCCUAACCAGUAGUGGGACUUAGUAGCAAGACCCGGCCCAGCGCUGGGUUUUCAGUCCUCACCACUUCUGCAGCAGACUUUCGGGACAGGGAUCUCCAGGGUCUCGUUGGGUUGAAGCCACAUGAGGCGUGAUCCGCUGGAUCUGCCGUGUGUUUGUUCCCGUCGCCAGUAAAAGAUCCCGAACUGAUCCCAUGCCAUAGCACCAAUGGCGCAAGGCGCAUGCCUGCCGCAGAAGCGCAGGUUAGACUGUUCUGAAUCAAGAAGAAGAUCAAUCACCGCAGAGGUCACACUUAAAAUUACAGUUUAAGUAACUCCUUGUAUUUUCUGUUGUUGUUUGAACUGUUUGAGUAAGUAGCUGUCAUUUGCAUACAUUUUUCUCAGCUGGUGAAUGUUACUGGCUGGAUCUCCAUUCAGUUUUGUUUAGUUGUUUUUUAUAAUUUUUUUUUUUGUUAAUCGAUGUUAAUUGCCAGACUCGCCUCCUGUAUGUUCUCUGGUUCUCUGUGCAGCGAUACAGCUUUUGUAGUGUUCACAGUCAGGGAGGUUCACGACAGGGUCGUCCCACCAUUAAACGAUGCAUGAGAGGGAUUCGACCAGACCAUGUUGGAGGGAAGAGUUGGGGAAAGAGCUCCAUGGUGGAGAGAAGGUGGGACUUGGCUCUGCAGAUGCUUUGUGGGAGAUUUGUGAGAUGCUAGGAUAUGUUUGUAAUAGAUUCUCACCUGCACACUUCACGUUCAUACCCGUCUGCACCCACGCAGGGCCAGACGAGCACAGACAUGCUUGAACACUCCCUCUGAUGCUGCCUUCUCUGCCUUGAGGGCCCACAGAUAAAACGACUAGCAUGGGAGGAGCAAGGGCCAGCAGUGUGGGAAAACAUCUACCUACCCAGAAUCCUCCACUACAGAUGGAAAUUUGAGGUUACAGAUGUGUCGGGGAGAGAAGAUUGGGCAAGGGGAGGGGGCACACCAAUGCCAUUCAGGUGUGAAUACACCUUUCCAGCCCCAACAUGUCCCACAUGUGGAUCUCUGCAUGUCCUCUCUUACCUGCUUAAUUGGGUCAGCGAAACACUCGGCACUGCCAUUCUCCCACUUCGCGUCAGGGUGAGGGGGCCCGAGUGGAGCCGUUCGGAUUAUUGCACAUAACCUUUCGUGUCACCGCUAGUGUUGGAGUGUCAGAGUUGCAUUUCGAAGUGUUUAAUUUCAGUCUGGCAGGGCUAGGAAAAAAGGCGGAACGUGUAGCUUCUUCCCCGCCGCUGUGGUCUGUGUGAUCGUGUUCGCCGCGUAGCGCGUGAGGGAUGUGGCAGGAGACGCCAAGUACGUGUUGCUGUGCUCUUAUACACUUUAAGAUGGUUUCCAUGUUUCAUGUAACGUUUUCUCUCUCAGCCUCACCAACCCUUUGGAAAAGAGAUUUAAAAAAAAAAAAAAAAAAGUUAGUAUAUUCCUGGAAAAUCACAUAAACAGACUUGUUUGAAAACCUA
Brienomyrus brachyistius is the source of this 3612-nucleotide messenger RNA. RefSeq names its product ephrin-B3-like. Bases 952 to 1947 code for a protein of 331 amino acids. Gene Ontology annotation, cellular component: plasma membrane. Gene Ontology annotation, biological process: ephrin receptor signaling pathway; axon guidance. NCBI's taxonomy places the organism in Eukaryota, Metazoa, Chordata, Actinopteri, Osteoglossiformes, Mormyridae. The transcript has 5 exons. The record is from RefSeq and is a predicted model, not a curated record. Gene Ontology annotation, molecular function: ephrin receptor binding.